AUGGCUUCGCCGGAGCAGGCGCUGGGCGCGCUCCUGGGGCUCGAUGAGGCCACUGUGAGCGAUCAGAUCGUGCCGUACUUGCGCACACACAAGACGCCCAAGGCUCUGCGGCUGUAUAUGCAGGACCUGAUCGGCACAUCGCCGGAGGCCAAGGCCCUCGCAGACCGGUGGGUGGCGGUGCGCUUUCCAGCGCGCGAGCCGCCGCGUCCACGCGAUACCAAGGGCGUGCGACUGACGCCAGCGACAGUCACAGCCGCGCUCGCCGAGUCGGAAGAGCGCGCGCAGCCACGCACACUCGAGCCGACAGCGGAUAUGAAGGCGCUGGACGCUGCGUUCGCCAUGCUAUCGACCGAGCCGUGCUCGACCGCUGCGGCAUCCUACAAGCCCGCGCGCCAGCGCCUGUGCCUGUGCCAGGGCCAGCGGCAUGGCCUUGCCAAGUGGGCCCCCCUCUGCGUAGCCUGUGGCCUGAUCCUGUGUGCGGCACUGCGCCCUGUGCCGGUGUCGCCCUGGUCCGUGUGCCCGUCGUGCCAGCAGAGCCCCGUGGUGCCGGCACAGACUCGCACACACAUGCUCAGCGAUAUGGUCGAUAUGCGCGAGCGCCUUGAGCGCGAGCAGUACGAGGAGGCCGCGCAGCGGCACGCUGAAUGGAUGGCCCAGCAUGCCAGCGGACAGUUGCCGCAGCAGGCAUUUCCUUCGCUGCAUGGUGCGCCGGCGUCUGCGCCUGCCCGUGCCGCCGCGCCGGCGCCGUCGCGCGCGCGCGUGCUGCAUCUCGACAUGAAAACGCACAAGGUCACGAUGGCGCGUGCCAAGCCGAGCAAGGCAGGGUCCGCUUCGUCGACGCCACCUAGCGACGCAGGCGCGCCGAGCGAGUGGGCCACCACAGCCGAAGACGGCUCGCCACUGCUGCAUGAUUGGGACGACGACCUGUUCCGACAGGCGUUUGGCCGCGAGGCCGCGCCGCCGAAGCAGGGGUCGCGGUGGGCCGACGUGCCAUGCGAGACGUCCCUGCGCGGUGUCUAUGUACCCAAGGAGCGGCGCGGUCCGCUGCGAAAGGCUGUCGAGUCAGAGAGCCUGACGGAGGUGCCUGACCUCGCGGACCUCCUGCGUCGUACGCCGCCAGGCAGUCACGCCGCGCAGGCGCGCAGGAACGACCGGACGCAGGCUGCGGCUGCGGCGGUCGCGCGGAGCCACGGCCGCAAGAGCGGCAAGGCAGCGCCGCGGCGCAAGAACGCAGGUAGUGCAUAG
Malassezia sympodialis ATCC 42132 is the source of this 1245-nucleotide messenger RNA. Its product is annotated as C2HC5-type zinc finger protein. Gene Ontology annotation, cellular component: nucleus; RQC-trigger complex. Gene Ontology annotation, molecular function: zinc ion binding. Lineage: Eukaryota; Fungi; Basidiomycota; Malasseziomycetes; Malasseziales; Malasseziaceae. Gene Ontology annotation, biological process: rescue of stalled cytosolic ribosome. The record is from RefSeq and is a predicted model, not a curated record.